Lodderomyces parapsilosis is the source of this 849-nucleotide messenger RNA. RefSeq lists its product as uncharacterized. NCBI's taxonomy places the organism in Eukaryota, Fungi, Ascomycota, Pichiomycetes, Serinales, Debaryomycetaceae. Gene Ontology annotation, biological process: biosynthetic process. Gene Ontology annotation, molecular function: isomerase activity. The record is from RefSeq and is a predicted model, not a curated record. The transcript has a single exon. Bases 1 to 849 code for a protein of 282 amino acids. Gene Ontology annotation, cellular component: cytoplasm.
AUGUCGUCAGCGUUCAAACAAGUGGACGUGUUCACUUCCAAACCAUUCAAAGGCAACCCAGUGGCCGUAAUUAUGGAUGCCAAUGGGUUAUCUACCGAGCAAAUGCAAACAAUAGCCAAUUGGACAAAUCUUUCAGAGACAACGUUCGUGUUCCCAGCAACCAGCGACAAAGCUGACUACUACGUGCGUAUAUUUACGCCUCAAAGUGAAUUGCCAUUUGCAGGACAUCCGACUAUUGGUACAUGUCAUGCUUUGCUUGAAUCCGGAUUGAUAUCUGCGAAAGAUGGAGUGGUUGUUCAAGAAUGUGGAGCAGGUUUGGUUAAGUUGACAAUUGUGCCUGGGGUCUCUACCUCAUUCGAGUUACCAGACCCAGUUAUUACACCACUUAGUGAUACCCAAAUUAAUUCGCUUGAGACCGAUUUAGGAUGUGCGAUUGAUAAGAAUUUGAGACCUGCCCUUGUUGAUGUAGGUGCUCGUUGGAUAAUUGCACGCGUCGCUGACGCUAAAACAGUCUUGUCUGCAGAACCAGCAUUUCCUCAAUUGGCAAAGCAUAAUAACGAACUAAAGGCUACAGGGGUAUCCAUUUACGGAAAUUGGUCAGAUGAUCACAUUGAAGUCCGGUCAUUCGCACCAGCUUGUGGCGUUGACGAGGAUCCGGUUUGUGGAAGCGGCAAUGGUGCUGUUGCUGCAUUUAUCAGGUCACAUACAAAUGAAGACAAGAUAUUGAAGUCUUCACAGGGGAGCGUUGUCAAUCGUGAAGGUGCGCUUAAAUUGACAAUAUCAAAUAAGAAGGUUUUAGUAGGGGGAGAUGCCGUCACUUGUAUUGAGGGGAAGAUAAGAAUAACUUAG